Molecule: messenger RNA, 607 nt
Organism: Thalassophryne amazonica
Lineage: Eukaryota; Metazoa; Chordata; Actinopteri; Batrachoidiformes; Batrachoididae
Product: transmembrane protein 196
Exons: 5
Coding region: 54-602 (182 amino acids)
Source: RefSeq, a predicted model, not a curated record
ACUCUCCUCUCUCCCCUCCGUCCUCCUCCUGCCGGAGCGAUGCCCGGGGCAGGAUGUGCUCCAGCCGGAAGAUCCUGUGGAGCCUGCUCCUGCUGUCCUUGGUGGAGGUGGGACUGGGUGUGGCGAGUAUCGUCCUGGGAGCUGUGGGCAUCAGCUGGGUCCGUGGACAACACAAACCACAGCAGGGGGACGCCUCUCCCGUGUGGAGCGGACUCUGUUUUCUGGUCUGUGGGAUGUGUGGAGUGCUGUGUGCCAGGAAGAGGACGGGUCUCAUUAUGAUCUUGUUUUCGGCGUGUUGCAUAUGCGGUCUGAUUGGUGGGAUCCUCAACUUCCAGUUUGUCCGUGCACUGAACAAACGGCCAGACUCCAUGAAUUCUAUACAUCUGGCUGCAAUGACUCUUGCCUGUCUAGGCAUCUCCUCCUGCACCUUAUCCACAUGGCUGACCUGUCGCUUGGCGAGUUCCGAGCAACAAAGGAUGUUCCUGGAGAGGGAGCACUCACUGCACCAUUCGCACGAGAUGACCGAAAAGGACAUCCUGGACAGCUCCAGCAAUGGUAUUCCUCAGAUAGCAUACAAUGGACACACUGCUGCAUCACCGUGACAACC